AUGGCAUUGCCUGUGGAAUUCUGGAACCUCCAACUGGUCGACGUCAACGACACGAGCACUGCGGACGACCGAAAACUGGUGGACAUUGUCGAAAGUGUGCAAUUUUGCGUGUUUCUCCUCACAAUGACAGUGCACGUCACCGAGAUUUGGGCGCUCGCGGAGGCACAUUCGAGAAGAAUCGAAGAACUGACGAGCCCCUUCUUCAAAUUGUGUCUCGCCACGGCAGGAAUUGAUGUUUGUGAGUUUUCAUGGCUCUUGGUUAGAUGCUGAAUUCGAUUUGCAGUGACUCUUUUGACCAACUACUUUGGAGCAAUGUUCCCGAAAUGGGGAUGGUUCGUGCCGGUUUACAUGUUCCUCGGAAACGCGUACGCUCACGUUUAUUUCUAUUUGGCAUGGAGUAUGGGUAUGCACUUUUUUUCACUUGGCAACAAGAACCUACCGUAAAACAUAUAAUAGUGAAACGGCUAAAAAGCUAUAUAUCUCUGCUGUCAACUGAUAAAAUGUUCAAAAUUGUUUGUUGAACAAUUUGUUAGUUGACAACUAUUUGAGCUCUCUCCUACCAACAGAGAUAUGGCUACAAUAUCGUUCAGGAGUCUGCCAGGCGAUGGGAGUAUCUGUGCUUGCCGCCAAUCGCCUCUCCGUCAUGCUCUUCCCCACCAAAUUUCAUCUGGUAGGUUCGGAAAAUAUCCACAUCCAUUCACAUGAAAUGUAUGUCAGAUGUGGCAAGGCUACCGUAUCUGGGUGGCCAUCGGCAUCCAGUACUCGACGGGGCUCUCCAUCGGCAUCGCCACCUUCUUCAAUCGCACCCAACUGUUUCGCAACAACAAAAACGGAAUUGUGCCAAAGUUUUUGAAGUGGGCACAGUAGUCCUGAAUCCGGAAAAACAAGAGAAUUUUCAGUGAGACAAUGACGAGCGUAUUCUUCAUGAUCGGAGCCGCCUUUCUCUUCGUGAAUUGCCUCUUUUUGGUGCUCACCUAUUGCUAUCUAUUCGCCGUCCUUCAUCAGAGAAGCCAACAGAAACAGGUACAGUAGCGGCCACUGAAAUAUCCCCUUUCCGUUUUUCCGCUAUAACUUUUUUUAGAGAAGAGCAACCGGGCUAUAAUUUUUUAUGCGUAUUACAGGCAUAUAUAAUGUACUUUCUGCAAAGUGUCUUCACUGUGCUGCGAAAGAAAUAUUUUCUCUAAAAAUUUUUUCAAUUUUCACGGUUUUGCUCGUAUUUUCAAUUUUUUUUUGGAAGCUACAACGCCAAUAUUUUCCAGAGUCUUCAAUAUUUUUUGAUUUAGAUAAUGACAAAAACUAAAGGAAAAGUAGAUUUGACCCCUAACCAGCAAUUUGCAAUUGCCAGGAGGCGCGAGCAGGGACGAACUCACAGGCAACUCGCUGAGCAGUUCAAUGUCGAUCGUUCCACAGUUGGAAAAUUUUUGAAGCGCUGGAGAGCUCAAAAUGAGCAGCCAGAAGACACUCAAGGGCUCCCGUUACGAACCAUCUAACGGAUAGAAACAUCGUACGCGCAUCGUGAAGCAACCCUAGACUGAGUGCCACCGAAGUCCUCGAUCAGGUUUCCCACCGUCGAUCACCCGUGGCAAGCGUCAGAACGAUCCGACGUCGCCUAAAUGAUGCUGGACUCUUUGGCAGAAGACCUGUGAAGAAACCAUCCAUCUCUGACCGCAAUAGAGCAGCUCGUGUGGCCUGGGCGCGAGCUCAUCUCAACUGGACUCAAAGUCAGUGGGAACGAGUUUUGUGGAGUGAUGAGAGCAAGUUCAUGUUGUUCGGUUCGGAUGGAAUUUCUUACGUGAGAGGAGGGACCAGAUUCGACCCAAAAUAUCAAACUCCCACCGUAAAACAUGAUGGCGGCAACGUGAUGGUAUGGUCCUGCUUCAGCAGUCAUGGGGUCAGACCACUACACCGCAUCCGAGGCAACAUGGAUCGCUUUGUUUACGAACAGAUCUUGCAAAAUGUGAUGCUGCCGUUCGCUCGUGCCUCCCCGAGGGUUCGUUACUUGUUUCAGCAAGAUAACGACCCAAAACACACCUCCAACCACAUCAGAAUGAGUUAAAUGUCUCAAACGAUCAGUACCUUUUUUUGUAGAAUUGGUUCGCCACCAACCGUGCGACUGUAAUGGAGUGGCCCAGCAAGAACCCCGACCUCAAACCCAUCGAAAACUUGUGGGAAGAGCUUGAGAGACGCGUUUCCGGUAUCCGUACGACGAGAAAUUCUCUCAGUUGGAGACUGCGUGGGCUCAGAUUCCACAGUCUGUUUUGACCAACCUGAUCCAGUCGAUGCCAAGAAGAUGUCAAGCUGUUAUCGAUUCUCGAGGGUUUGCAACUAAGUAUUGAUCAAUUUUAAACUGUUUCUAUUGCUUAUUACCUCAUUUACAAGUCGUUUCCCGAGUGAAAUCGCAAUAAACCGGUUUUUGUUGAAAAUCGAAAAAUCGAAUUUUUUGAAUUUUUGAAAAAAAAAGUUUUUAUCGAUAAGAGCUAAACUGGAUCAUUUUUCUGGCUCAUUUUGCAACAUUUUCACAGUUGACCUCAAGUUCCUAGCUCUUCUCUAAAAAAAGUUAUAGCGGAAAAACCAAAAGGGGAUAUUUCAGUGGCCGCUACUGUAUGUCUCAGCUGACAGUAGAGCUAACAAAAAGUUGUUUAUCAAAAUAUGGUGUACAUUUUAUCAGAUAAAGCGCUUUGAAUGCAAAAAGGAUUACUGUAGAACUCGCAAACCGCCGAUUCCAGACGGCCCUCCGGUACCAAUCGAAACGAAAGGAACGUGCAAAGGUCCGUGAGGCGAAGCUCUUCACAAUGAGCACAAUCACCGUCUGCGUGCAGCUCUCCGUCCUUCUCCUCUUCGUUUUCGGCGGCUCCGACAUUCUCGGCGUCUCCACCGACCAAUUCUACAUAGUUUACAAUGCGCUCAGGUUUUCGAAUUACUGUACUUUUCCGAUUACUCGACUUUUUCAGCGAUUUGUACGCCAGCAUUAAUCCCUACUUGCUGUGGAUCUUCUCGGAUUCGCUCCGACGAUACGUGCUCCAACGACUGGGACUCAUGAAGAAGGAGAAUCAAUUUUUCGGCUCCGUCACCCCGAUCACUUUUAUUUUAGCCUAA
Molecule: messenger RNA, 3096 nt
Organism: Caenorhabditis sp. 36 PRJEB53466
Lineage: Eukaryota; Metazoa; Nematoda; Chromadorea; Rhabditida; Rhabditidae
Source: the annotation of a GenBank genome assembly